This is a messenger RNA of Syngnathoides biaculeatus (alligator pipefish), 3868 nucleotides long. It is a transcript of the gene zyx, whose product is annotated as zyxin. Gene Ontology annotation, biological process: integrin-mediated signaling pathway; transforming growth factor beta receptor signaling pathway. The transcript has 11 exons. The record is from RefSeq and is a predicted model, not a curated record. Bases 592 to 2415 code for a protein of 607 amino acids. Lineage: Eukaryota; Metazoa; Chordata; Actinopteri; Syngnathiformes; Syngnathidae.
CAGUUUAAGGAUUCUGCAGUUGUGGCAUACAAGACUGGAAUGUGAUAAGACAACUGCGGGUGUUGUCACUUUUAGGUGGCAAGCCAUGUAUAAAAUAGCGAGGAGCAUUUUACACUAUUUAAUGACUUGAAUAUACCUCUUGGUUAUUGCUAUCCCGCUGAACAGCUCAGAAGAGCGAUUUUCUUUGCCAGCUGAUGGACAUCCAAGAUAGAAGGGCGGAUAUGCGGAAGCACUAACCGAGCAAGAAAAGAGCAAAAGUUGACUUUUGCUAGCUUAGUACGCUAGCUACGGUGCUUUCAAUGUUUUGUUUAAUUCAAGAAAAAGUGGAAUUAUUUAAUCGGAGUCCCUUUCGCCACCCUGCUCCAAACUAGCUUGGUCAGGCUCGGCUGGUAGUGGGCGUGCUGGUGGUCCACUCAGUUUAGCAAACCGGAGUGACAGCCCAGCCACGAUUGCGUGGAAACCGGCGGGGCUGGCAGGUUAAGGUCAUUGCACUGCAGCAAAGUAAAAGGAGCAAAAACUGACAACUCAUCACUUGACUGUGACUGGCAGUGUGUGAAGGAAGGCUUUCAUUCGUAUGUCAAUUUUUAGAAGAUGGAGAGCUCAAGCAGCAGCAAGCCGGUCAUGGUGACGUCCUCCCUCAACUUCAAAGUCACCACGCCAUCCUUUUACAACCAGCCAAAGAAGUUCGCCUCGGUGGCCCCGCCACGGCCCAAGAGCACGACUCCGCCUUCCGCGCCAUCACCAACGCCAAUGCCUGUGGGGACAGGCGUGAUCGGACGUGUUGGAGAUCUGCCCCCGCCGCCCCCCUCGCUCUGUGAUGAUUUCCCACCCCCUCCUCCACCUCCUCCAUUGGAUGAUGACUUGCCGGCCCCUCCCCCUGAAUGCCAGAUCAUACCACUGGCCUCAGAAGCCCCCCCGCCGGCCUUCCCGGCUCCCCCACCCGUAGCAGAUGACCUUCCCUUACCUGCCGCCCCUGAGGAUAGUGCCCGUUUGACGAGCUUCCCCACACCUCCUCCUCCUCCUCCACCGCCUUCAUCCACCGCCAGUGGUACCGGUUUUUCCAGCGGUGUUGGGCACAUUCAGAGGCCUGUGACCAAGCAAACAAGCUUGGAUAAGCAGAUCAACUCUCUGACAGACAUGCUUUCCGAAAUGGAGACGCGGGGGCCCUUCAACCCUAAGUUGCCCAACCAGUAUUCUACAGCACCAUCCCCCAAACCUGCCGGUCCCCCACCAACAGCCCCCAAGCCAGCCCUCUCUUUCCUUCCUCCUCCCGAGAUGGGAGACCGCCCACCUCCUGCGCCCUGGGCAGAGGAGCUGAAAGCUCGGACGAACCGACAGGCCAACCACGACUCGCCACCACCGCCAGUCGCCAAGUCCCCAUUUGGAGCAAGAAUAACCACUUCGUCUUCGUCACUGGCAAAAAAACUCAACCAGAACCUGAACCAGGCUCCCUAUUCAGGAAGUAGUCCGCAGAAAACGCCCCCUGCGUCUGUCACCAACAAUUCAUCCCCAGUUCCAGCCUCUCCACCUGCACCUGGAGCUCCAUCUGACAGUAUAACCCCCACUCACACGAAGAGUCCUCAGUUUGUCGGUCAGAACCGAAACCCGCCCGCUGACAUUUCUCCUCCCCAAUCCAAAACCAUGGCAUCACCUUCACCCUCCUCCUUCAAUCAACCAAUGAAAUCUCCCCCUGCAUCCACGCCAUCACCCCCUGGUCCAGUGUUAACCUCAGGAGGAGGCGCACCACUCAACAUGAGGGAAGUGGAGGAACUUGAGAGAAUGACUAAGGACUUUAUUAAAAAAAUGGAUGCUCACCCACCUGUUGGCCCUGCCCCACCAACUGACGUCUGCGGCAAGUGUGGCGAGGCGCUCUCCCGCACUCAGCCGGCCGUGCGAGCCAUGGAGAAACUUUUCCACUCCAAUUGCUUCUGUUGCAUUACAUGCCAUCGCCCCCUGCAGGGCAUGCAGUUCUACGACAGGGAUGGCUCUCCUGAGUGCGAGGACUGCUACAUGAAUUCGCUGGCAGUGUGUUCCCGAUGUGGGGAGAGGAUCACAGAUCGUGUGCUGAAGGCGGUGGGUCAGUGUUUCCAUUCCCACUGUUUCCGCUGCAGCACCUGCUCUUGCAUCCUGGAGGGGGCGCCCUUCAUCACUGACGACAACAAUAACCCCUACUGUGUCCAGGACUAUCACAGGCGUUUCUCGCCGCUUUGUGUCAGCUGCAACGAGCCCAUCAUUCCGGCACCAGGAAGCGAGGAGACAGUUAGAGUUGUGGCUCUGGACAAGAACUUCCACCUUAAGUGUUACCGCUGCGAAGACUGCGCUCGCCCUCUCUCCAUAGAAGCGGACGAGAAUGGCUGCUAUCCCCUGGAUGGUCGCAUCUUGUGUAUGAAGUGCCACGCCAAACGAGCCAAGUAGACGGCCCAGUGAACCUUCUCCCCGCCCCUCCCCCGUGCCCCUUCCGUUUAAAUCUGAACCAAACCCAAAAGCACAGGUUCCAUUCAGCGCUCGGCCGUCGCAAUACAGGGCUUAGUUCAGUGUUCAGUGUGAAUGUCUUGCGUGAAAAAGGGUGCGUUUUGCAUGCUGUGCUGCGUCCUCUCGUCCUCGUUCGAUCCACUUUAGUGCAGAGGUAAUGUACUGCACCGCCACAGAUCUCUUCCUGUAGACUAAGCCUUUUCGAUGUCGUGUGUGUACCCUAAAAACGCAUCUAUCUUGCACAGACCGCGUGGAUCAUAGAACAGUCCGGUAGCCCCGGGGAGCAGGAUGCUACCAAUUCAGAGCGCUCACUCUGCUGCUUUCAUUGCCUGUGAGGAUCGCGAGCUGUAGGUUCUCUCAGCUGGAGCCUUCUGUUUGUUCUUUGCCACUUUAGUUUGGCUGCUGGUUGAGGAGAUUUUAAAAUUGGUAAGCAGUCGUUGUGUCAGCAUGUAAUAUCCUGCUCGAUAACACUCGCGGUAAUUGAAACUAGUUAAGAGUAGAGUAAAGUAUUAAACACAUUCCGUAUGGCUACACAAGCUGCGAACAAAGACCCCACGCAAAGCUUUACCAGCACAAAUUCCAUUAAGGGGAUCUCAUCAUGUAGCUUAACGGUGUCGUCACCAGCAUGCCUCCAAACAGGACCUCUUAUGUUUGGUGCCACUUUGACUCGAACGCUCAAGCACACGAUGGUAGGCCUUGUCUUUCUGUUGCAUCACAUUAGAACCUAUUUGCUUUAUCCAAUAUUACAAUAUAUGGACAGUGUUUAAAUUCCUACCUAAGUCUGCUGUCCUAUCAUUAGGAAUGACCUUCAAGACUUUUAGGUAACAUGUUUGAAGCAUAGUGACCAAAUAUUUAGAAGCUGUAUAACUGAAGUGCUUGGAACCCUCCCCCAUAAUUUCCUUUUUUUUUUUUUUUUUUAAACCUUGAUCUCCUCUUCAGUUAAAACACUUCCAUUAUCCACCUUUUGUACUUUCUGUAUUCUUUUAUCACUAUAUUGUUUAGGACUUCAUUCCUACCGUGGCGUUGUGCCUUCACUAUUGCAUUCCGGCGUUCCCUUCCAAUGGAAGCCGGUUUACAUCCAUAGACAUUUGUUCCUCACCAAGUCUGGUGCAAGAAAACAUGCCAAUCGUGACUCACCAUUGCAUGCUUUCUGUGUACUGUGGGUGCUGGUUUUUCUUAAAGUAUUAUACGCUUUUCUGCACCAACAGCUUUAAAUGCCUUUGCGUGCUCAAAUACAGUACUUAAGACUAUGCCUGCGUACAUCCAGUGUGACGUUGCCUUGUCCUUUUUGUAUAACUUUUUAUAUAAACUGUUUGAUAUGUGUGAAUGUAUAUGUUUCAAAAACUAUUUAGCCCCCGUCGAGAGAAAAUAAAUCAAUAAAAUGCUGCUGGAUGUC